Pygocentrus nattereri (red-bellied piranha) is the source of this 2156-nucleotide messenger RNA. RefSeq names its product CD302 molecule (gene cd302). Lineage: Eukaryota; Metazoa; Chordata; Actinopteri; Characiformes; Serrasalmidae. The record is from RefSeq and is a predicted model, not a curated record. Bases 56 to 781 code for a protein of 241 amino acids. Gene Ontology annotation, molecular function: signaling receptor activity. The transcript is spliced from 6 exons.
UUUGUUGGAUUACAGGUGGGAAAACCAACAACGCGUUUUGGACUGCACUGAAAACAUGGAGGCGGUGGGAUGGCACUUUACGUUGUCUCUGAUCCUUGCUGUGUUAACUUUUUUAUGCACACACGGACAGGCUAAUGGGGACUGCCCUGCUGAUGGACGCACAUGGGUGUCCUUUGGCCAAAACUGCUACCACUUCCUGCAUGGAGAAGAGGACGUCUUCAAACGCUACACUAUAGAAAAGGCUAAAGAAAUGUGCAAAGGCUUUGCCCUCCUGUCAGUGCUCAGCGCUGAAGAAAAUGACUUCAUCGUUGACUACAGCCUGAAAGUGUGGAAAGGCAACAUCGAUGUCUGGCUGGGAAUGUACUUCGACAGUGAUGAUGAUGAGUUUAAAUGGAACGAUGAGUCUCCUUUGACCUUUAAGAACUGGGAAGAGGGGGGUGUGGAAGAAAUGCCCCGGAUUGACACAUGUGUCGCAUUGCAUGUUGCCUCAGGAAAGUGGGAGAACGUUAGCUGCUCUGAGCAGCCAGAGAAUGGAGUGGUGUGUGAAACGGCCCAGAAGGCAGAAAAGAUAAAAACAAAUGGUAGUCCUGUCCUCUCAGCACUGGUCAUCUUAAGCGUAAUUGUUAUUCUGGGCAUAUCGGCUGUUGUCUGGUUCCUUCAGCAAAGGCACAGCUCCGGUUCUUCCCUGCUUGCCUCCUUCGAGUACCAUCCUCCUUUCAGAGCACCCUCCGCUGAUCAGACAUGCCUGGUGGAGGCAGAAGAGAUUGAUGAAACUUCUUAAAGUCCAGCAGCCCAGAGGUUCCUAAUGUUGUUGUGUUUUCAGCUAUACCCCUGUUAGAGAUUAAAUGACACUGGAUGGGUGCAUACUGCAAGAAGAUCAUCUGUUUUUUUUAGCUAUGCAAAAUUAAAUGGGUAUUGGUUUUGGUAUGGUUAGUUAAUAUGCUUAAUCAACACCUCUUCUGUUUUGACGUUGGUUGAUCUAGAGUUUGUCAAGGGUAUGUGCUCCUAGUUUAUAGGAGGAUAAAAGACUACAUGGUGCAUUUUGUAACUACCAUACUGUUUGCUUGUUUUUGUGACACCUGGGAGAACAGUCAUAGAGAAACUCAAUUCUAAACAGUGCUAAGGGUUUGCAGGAGUCUGUGAAGGCAGCACUAAAGAUGUGGAGAUAUGAUGUAGAAUUUAGACAAAUUCUGAAUUCCAAAUGUUUUGCACAAAGCCGUCCUUAAACUCUUGGAUGAUGCGUCUAAUUUUUCUAAAGACCUCCAAACUAUGGAGGUUGUUAAGCUAUUUUCUUUAUCUAACUCAGUGUUAUUUGUAAAUUUGGCAAGUCGCCCUGUCUAGAUGUCAAUUCUUGCCCGUUUCAAUCUUGCUAUCCCAUCAUGAGCCAAUGCCCUACUUUUUUGAAAGCCACUAAUUAAGAAUGAUAGAUAUGCAAUGCAAAUGUAAAGUCUCAAUUUUAUAUUUAUUCACAUAGUGGGGUUAAAGCAUACAGAUCAAAAGAGAAAUCAAUAAUCUGAUUUUGAAACCUUUCUUUGUUGCAAAAUUGUUUGUGGACAUUCUUUGUGUUUUGUUGUCUGACAUUUUCCUGAAGAAUCUAACUAAUGUAAUUGUAAUAUUAGUCAAUGGCUAUUUGUUUUGCUCCUCUGAACAUGAGGAGGUGCCUUAGGAAUUAAUCAAAUUAAAGCAGAAGCCGUAAUGAUUAUGAACACCGCAUCAUCUACCCAUUGUUCACAUUCAGUAUUGUAGCUGAAUCAUAAGCAUUUCAGAGUGAAAUGUUUAUUCAUUUAAGAAUGAAAGAACAAUCUUAGAGCAAUCUUUCUGAGGUGUUUUGGACCUGUGACUCUUACUGUAUGAUUUUUUUUUCUAGGUGUUUGUGUGUGUGUGUGUGUGUGUGUGUGUGUGUGUGUGUGUGUGUGUGUGUGUGGGUGUGGGUGUGGGUAUGUGUGUGUUUUUGUGAAUAUUUUUUUUGAAGAAUGCCAUGCUUUAUUACAGGUCUCAUAGCUUUUAAAGUUUAAUAUUUUGAAGACAAAAAAACAAUUGAAUGUCUCUACUAACUUUGUCCAGUGUUACACAAAUCAGAGGUCACUUAUGUAAAAUGUUGAUUAUGGCUUUAUCUUUGUGUGUAGAAUAAAAGCCAGUCACUUGGUAGAAGUAAA